CGGGGUGUGCGCCCGCGGGGAGGCGGCUCUGGACUCUGCACCCCGUCUUGUGUGCGCCCUGCUUCUCGCGGGCUGCUCAGCCCUCCCCUGCCUGCUCAUGGAAGGCGCCGGAUCUCCAUCGACGGGGGAAGAGCUGGAGCUCUCGGUGCUCGGCGGACAGCCGGACGAGCAGAAGCCUCUCAACGGCACCGUCCAGGUCAUCCCUCUCUCGGUCGAGGAGCCCGGCGCAGCCCAGGCUGACAAGGAGAACCCUUGGAGCUCCUGUAAUAAGAAAUUGAUUGGAAAAUGCAAACUGUGGAUGGUCAUUGCCGCUGUUUUCCUAGGUCUCGUUGUAGUGAUCAUCAUAAGCUUAUGUCUUAUUGGAGCAACUUACAUUGAUGAAGAUGAAAAUGAAAUACUUGAAUUAUCAUCAAAUAAAACAUUCUUGGUCAUGCUAAAGGUUCCAGAGGACUGUGCUACUGAAGAGGAGCUGCCUGACCUGCUCAGGAAAAGGCUCACAGAUGUGUACAGUUCAUCCCAAUCUCUGAGUCGUUAUUUUACAUCAGUGGAAACUACGGACUUCAGCGGUGAAAACGCCACCAUCGCCUACCUCCUGCAGUUUGGGGUUCCUUCAGAAGAUGACAAUUUUAUGAAGUAUAGGAUGAGCAAGGAGUUGGUGCUGGGCAUUUUACUACAGGAUCUCCAUGAUCAGAGAGUGUCCGGUUGUGAGACUUUGGGGCUUGAGCCAACAUCCCUCUUGCUCUCCGAAUGAAGUGGUGGAUACGGGUCUGUAUCUGAAAGCAGGAUUCCACUGAGUUUUGGAAUGAGAGCAUUCACUCGUUUUCCAGAAAGGAUCCUGCGAAUUAACCUAGAAGGACUUUCAGUGACUGGAGGGGCAGAGACUGUUCUUUUCUUCCCUAUUCUGCAUUUAUGAAGUCUGGCUCCGUGUCCAGCAAAACAGCACCUACUGGCUACCGCAGCUAAGUUCAGCCUUGACAAAGGCAGGAAGCCAGACCCCACGAGGGUGACUGACACGGGGUAGGUGGGAGGAGCUUGCCGCGGAGCUUACCCUGUGGGGUUAAUGCUAUUCUUGGAGCACUCAUUACCCCCACCCACAUUGUGGACACUUUCUCUUGAGUGCAGAGGUGACCUUUCUGGCAAGAUCUCAUCAGCCCGUGCUGGUGGAAUGAGAACACAGCAGACAGGCAGGGGGUGAGGGACAACUGAGCCCCUCACCCUCUGAAGCCCCCCUCCCAUUCCCCCGCUCCCCGGUGUGAUAUUUGAUCUACCUCUAAGCAAGACUGUGAGGAAGGCACUUGGCAAGACCAGAGAGAGCAGCAGAGUCCGCACCUAUUUCCAUGACCUGCGGAUCUUAGCACACCAGCCUUAGACACAUCGUCCGCCGUUACCGUGUUACGUACAGCUACAGAAAAACGGUGUGUGUUUCUCAUUUCCCAUCUUCUCAUUGCUCCCUGACCCCUGAACACCCCUUUUGAAAAGUGGGUCCCUACACAUUUUGGGUUUUGAACACACAGCUAUCAUUUGGGAUAGUUUUGCCAAUUUUACAGUUUCUCAAACUUCCAUCAGAGAAACAUUAAGGCCGCUUAGCCUUCUGCUCUUAAUACUACAUGCUGGCUUUUUAUUGUCCAAUGUUCCUGACCUUCCUGUAAAACUCAGUGUCUUCAAGCAAUGGUGGUUUAUCUUACUGAAGCUGGUGUGAAGCAGGAAGAACCACUCUGAAAUAAACUUACUGCCAAUCUGUUUGCAGGCUGAGGGGACCAUUAGUGACCGUAUUGAUCCUCCGCGGGUAAAGAAUCACCCGGCAUGAGGAAGCACAGUAUUUGUUUGGUUGGGAAAAUUGUUUUGCUGGAAAUUCUCCAAGAGAGAAUGUUACAAUCAUGUAGUAAGAGAUUCUUAGCCCCGUGGCUCAGUGAAGUUGCCUGUGGGUGGACAUCAGUCUGAGGGGCUGUUUGUGUAUGUGGUUGUGUCCAAAUGUGUGUCUCAACUUAGAUUUGCCUUGGUCUUUUUGUGAGCCAGGCCUCUGGAAAAUGUGAAUUUGCUUUCUUAUGAAACUAGAGGGGACACUUAUUGUAAACUGGGAGUCUCGUUUUGAGGAUAGUUCCUUAAACUAGUGAAAUAGGUGAAUUUCCCUUCUUCCUCUUUAUUUUUUACGUGUCUAAUGUUAAGUCUUAGUGUGUUUGUACUUUUUAGGAUGUAAUGAAUAACUUUAAUGGAGAAGGAUUUAAAAAUAUUUACAAUAAAUUAUUUUU
Molecule: messenger RNA, 2249 nt
Organism: Hyaena hyaena (striped hyena)
Lineage: Eukaryota; Metazoa; Chordata; Mammalia; Carnivora; Hyaenidae
Gene: CUNH3orf52
Product: chromosome unknown C3orf52 homolog
Exons: 6
Coding region: 98-751 (217 amino acids)
Source: RefSeq, a predicted model, not a curated record